AUGGCGCAAGCGCCGCGAAAGCCUCUAAUCACCAUCGUCGGUGCGACAGGGACUGGCAAGUCUGAUCUGGCAGUAGAAAUCGCGCGGAAAUAUAAUGGCGAAAUCAUCAACGGCGACGCGAUGCAACUGUAUCGUGGACUGCCUAUUAUCACCAAUAAAAUCACACAAGAGGAGACGAAAGGGGUUCCUCAUCAUCUCCUAGGCUGCAUUAGCCUUGAAGAAGAGACUUGGACUGUGGGGAAAUUCGUAGGCGAGGCUUUGAGAACAAUCGAUGAAAUUCGAGGUAGAGGCAAACUACCAGUCUUAGUUGGUGGCACUCACUACUAUACGCAGUCACUCUUGUUCCAGGAUGCGCUAUCAGAUGAGCCCGAGUUGAAUCUGAAUGAGAAUAGCCAACCUCUACCAAUACUUGAAGAGCCGACCGACAUCCUGCACACAAAGCUAAGGGAAGUUGAUCCCAUCAUGGCCGAUCGGUGGCAUCCAAAUGAGCGGCGCAAAAUCCAGCGGUCACUUGAGAUAUAUCUAAGAACAGGCAAACCAGCUUCGCAGCUCUACAAAGAGCAAAAGCUUCAACGCGAGGCCUCUGCUGUCCAAGCGGAUGGCACAACAUCGGAUAGUCGGUCAGGCCUUCGUUUCGAAACUCUUGUGUUCUGGGUGCACGCCAACAAGGACGUGCUGCAUCGCCGUCUUGAUGGCCGUGUUGAUAAGAUGAUCGCCCGAGGUCUGCUUUCUGAAGUUGAGGAACUCGGUAGUUUCCGUGAACGCCACGAAUCUAAUACUGGUGCGAGCAUAGACCAAACUCGCGGUAUCUGGGUAUCCAUAGGAUACAAAGAGUUUUUGGAGUACCAAAGCGCUCUUUCGGACAACUCACGCGAAGCAUCCGAGCUGGAGAAGCUCAAGACCCUCGCCAUCGAGAAGACGCAAGCUGCUACCCGUCAAUACGCCAAUCGGCAGAUCAAGUGGAUACGCAUUAAGCUUCUCAAUGCACUGAUCAGUGCAGGCCAAAAGAACACCACGUUCCUAGUCGACGGUUCCAACAUAUCUCAAUGGGAAGACAAGGUCACCAAACCCGCCAUAGCCAUUACCGAACACUUCCUCUCCGGCCAACCACUUCCCUCACCCUCGACAUUAUCGCCAGCAGCAGCAGAAAUGCUGAUGCCGAAGCGCGAGUACGAUUUAGGCCAGCGACCAGACCUCUGGCAGAAGAAAGUCUGUGAGACAUGCGGUACGACGUCAAUCACCGAGAAUGACUGGAGUUUACACGUCAAGAGCCGUGCACAUCGCAAAGCAGUAGCCACAAGAAAGAAGCAUGAAAACGCACACAAGAUGCGGAACGGUAGCGCGAAAAGCCCUCAAGCAGAAGUGAUUGAUGUUCUCGAACACUUUCUAGAUACCUUUCCUGGAAGCAAAGAGCCCAAAUGA
Alternaria triticimaculans is the source of this 1422-nucleotide messenger RNA. RefSeq lists its product as uncharacterized. Gene Ontology annotation, molecular function: ATP binding; tRNA dimethylallyltransferase activity. Gene Ontology annotation, biological process: tRNA modification. Bases 1 to 1422 code for a protein of 473 amino acids. Gene Ontology annotation, cellular component: mitochondrion. The record is from RefSeq and is a predicted model, not a curated record. Lineage: Eukaryota; Fungi; Ascomycota; Dothideomycetes; Pleosporales; Pleosporaceae. The transcript is spliced from 3 exons.